Molecule: messenger RNA, 4923 nt
Organism: Rhipicephalus sanguineus (brown dog tick)
Lineage: Eukaryota; Metazoa; Arthropoda; Arachnida; Ixodida; Ixodidae
Exons: 3
Coding region: 430-4923 (1497 amino acids)
Source: RefSeq, a predicted model, not a curated record
GAAGCGAAACCAGGCGAAAUGGCUCCGAUUGGUGGCGUGUGGGCGCGCCUACGCAGUUGGCAUCGUUCCGGCUCCAGAACAUGAGGUGAUGCGUUCAUAUCCAGGCAGGCAACAAUGAAAUGCGGCAACUUGAAAUGGCAAGUGACAUCGAUAAAAUGUCAGAUUGCCGACAAAUUUACUCAGAGGCACCCAAACUUAGGUUCCCCUCUGUGCAGCGAGUCCGCGCAACUGUGGGUAUGUGGCAUAAACAUUGUUGAAAGCGAUGUAGAAGAAGAAGGAGCUAGGUAGGUAUAGUUCCCUGGCGCAUCAUAUGAAGAGCGGUUUAUCAUCUCACUCAAUGAAGAGAACCCGUUUUCAGACGCAUGUUCCGGCGUUGUCGCGAUGAGCAGUCUCGAUUCUGCAUAGCGCGGUAAACUCGCCGCUCUUGCGAUGGCGUCGACGGCGCCGGAGCGCAAACGGCGCGACGGCGACUCUUCGUCGACGUCGCCAAGUAGCAGUAGCACUUCGGACAGCACGUCGACGACCGUGUUCGACGUGACCAAGGCCGUUUUCACGACGACGACCACAACGUCGGAAGAGGACGACAGCGGCCGUCAGGUUGUGCAGGCAUCCAGCUCCGAAAUUGCAGUGAAUGUGCAGCAGCAGGGCCCCGCAGUUUCGGGCAUCACCUCUCAGACGCUUCAGGGACCGACAGGGUUCAACGUGAUUUUGCCCAUGGGGCGCUCUGUGCCAGUUGUGUUCACCGACCAGGGAAUUUGUAUUGCUGGCUACAAUGCUCCCGUCGCUGUGACGGAAACCGAAGACGAGGUGACAACCACCACGACCACUACCGAGCAGCAGCAGGCACAAGACACUUCUGUAGCUGGCAUCUUCCAGUUGCUCCCUGCCGGGUCAUACGUGCCUACAUUUGUCAACAUGGGCCAACUAGAUAACGAGGACGAAGAGUGCGAUGAGGAGGAGAAGCCUGUGGAAGAAUAUGAUGACGAGGGACCCGGAGGAGAGGAAGAUGCAAAACCAGCCAUUCGCAUCGUCGAGGCUGCAGUCCACAAGGAGGAGACGUUCGUCAAUUUGGGGCCGUUGCAGGGAGAGACGGUGGGCACCGCUGGCUGGCCACAACAAGCACCACCACUGACCUUGCCCCCAACUUUAAUGAUGCCACCACCGAUGUCGCCACCCAUGCUGCAACCAAUGUAUGCCGGUAUGCAGGCGGGACAGGCCUACAUGCCGCAACAGUAUGGCAUGCUUCCACCUUUUGGGUGGCAAGCGCAGAUGAUGCAGAGUCAGGAUCAAGCUCAUGUUUACGGGCAGCCCUUUGGCAUGCCACCGCAGUGGCCGGCGUACCAGCCGUUCUGGCCAGGAAUGCAGUGGCAGACAGGACAGUCACAGUGGAUGCAGGGUCCGUACAUGCCAGAAGGCUCCCAAAUGAUGCAGCAGCAGCAGCAGCAGCAGCAGUGGAAUGAACAGCAGCCCCAACAGGAGCUUAUGACAGAAGAGCUGCAGCAAGAGAUUCUGGUGUCGCGCAGAAGAGGUCAAACACCGUCACGUUUGUCGAGGAAGAUUCGCAGCGUGUCUUUACCUUGCCGAAUAUCCCUGGAGGAUUUCCCUUCGCAAACGACAUCUCUGACGGAAGUCGAGGUGCGAGCGCGUGCUAGCCCACGUCCUUGCACAGUCCAUAGGGUGCUGUCCACACAGGCCUCUCUGCAACGUACUACGCCAGCAUCCAGGUGUGUAAGUGUAGAAUCGGUGACGCAUGUGGAAAGUGCUGGCAAGUUGGCCAAGGGAGAGGAUGGAAGCCAGGUCACCCAGGUGGUACACGUGUUAUCUGACCAGCUGAAUGCAGAAGGUACACCGAUUACCCAGACAACAUUGGGAACAGAGACCUGUCCAACAGUUCAGGAGCUUUGGAGUAAGGAGGCACAGCUUGGCCGUGAUGCAACCCAUGUGCAUGCUGAUGCUCCCUGCAUGACAUAUGGAACACAAACUGUGCAUGCUAUGACGGGGCCAGCUGAAGUUGCAUUUGGCCAGGAAACUUCCGAGCCAGCUUGCAGGUUUCCCUGCCCGCUAACUGCCAGAGUUCGCAGCGAUACGGUAGACGUACAAAUUAUGGAAGAAGCCACUGAAGUGAAUAGUAAGGCACGUGGAGUGCAAGCGACUCAAGAACAUGAACCACCACGUGCAGCGGCCGGAACGCUUGUUUUCCAAGAACAUACAGAAGCACCGCAGCCUGUUGUCGCUGUGCAAAUUGUUCGGCAGCCGACUGUGCCACCACACAUAGCAGUCGAGGUGCAGGCGGGUGGAGGAGCAGUCGAGCCAGGCCACCUGGUUUCUAGGAUGCACACCGUGCAGCAGCAUGAAGAACCACCUUCUGUGGCAUUUGGUGUACAGACAAGGGAGCACCAUGACACUUUUGCGGUGACUAAGCUAAUAGCUCUCAAUACGCUCGUUUCAGAUCCCCACGUAACAUUGGCUAUGCAGACCACAAACGUCUCCUCGCAAGAGAUGCUAGUGGGGCAAACCCUCAAAGCACAGUGUGGGCCUCGGGGAGCUCAGGUGUCCUCGGUAAUCGGUGCUUCUGGAAGAGCUUGUACAGACGGAACGACACAGAUUUCGACGAGCCCACUGCAUGUGCGCAUAACUAAAGUGCCGUACAUACACACGGAAAGCCAGGCAGUUCAAACGUUGUCUCUUGAAUCUGUGGCCCCAGUGCCUCGUCAUGCCGCUCAGACAAUUUCAGUUGGGCAACAAUGUGAAGGGAUUCAGACUGAAAUGCUCAUCGAUUCGACUGCUGUUUCUCCGGUAAUUGGCUUGAAUCCUCCGCAGCAGCGUGAUUUCAGUGCGCAGCAUGAAGGUGUUUUUCGGGAUCCUCAGUUGCCAUCAGCGCUGCGCGAAAGACCACAUUGUGAUAUUGAGGUGCAGUGUGACUAUGAGCCCUUUGUCCAGGCUACAGCAAACAUCACUGCAGUGAAAGUAGAACAGAAGUAUGAGCACGUUGAUGGGCAUCGAGAAGCCUUUGUUCAGUGCAAUUAUGAACCUCUUGAUGGAGCAGCUACACACGUGACAACACCUCCAAGGCCCUCACUUGACGCUGAAGUGCAAUUUGGGCAUGAUCCUGUUAAGGACUUCGCAAAUUACGUUCAACCUCCUGUGCAGCCGGUGCAUGACUUUGGGGCACAAUGCGUAUAUGAGCCUGAGAGAGUGCUCGCAAGGACCGCUUUCAGAGUCCAAAGCAGAACUAUGCAUGAUUUUGAGCAGCAACACGAUUAUGGUGCGGUGGGCCGGGCUGCAAGAAAUGUUUACAUGCCUCAGGAAAUGCCUGUGAAAGAUGCUGAACAGCAGCACGUUUAUGAACAGAAAAACUGGGGUGCCAAAGUGACCUAUGGUGCCAAAAGUGUGCCAAUGCGAGACUUUGGAAUGCAGCACGACAUUUCCGUUGCGAUGUCUCCACCACCUAUGGCAGCAGGCGUCUUGUACGGAAUGGUAGACAUGGCCGUCGGUGAUGGUAGGCCACACGAUGUUGGGGAAGGCCAACACAGGUUUCUGCGGAGACCCGUGUCUCGUGUACACUCGGGGCCGUCCUUGAGUAGCUGCGCGUCUUCUGUUUUUAUGUUCGGCAACUUGGAGGGCCCUCAUAUGGCGAGUGCCGGCACCCAAGCCGGUGAAACCGGUCAUCACCGUCCAUCGCCGACGUUUGCCGUCUCGGCUCCGAGAUCAGAGACGGCCUUGUACCCGUGCGUAGCGAUCUGCUCAAGGAACACGGUGAACCAUCCCUGCAUGGUGAAUGUAAGCAGCUAUCCGGGGCGCCUGUCCCAAGCGGCUCAGAUGAGGGAUGCAGUCUUUCAGACGGAGGAACCAGUUGCCGUGAGAGCUCCUCACCGCAACAGAGACUUUGUAGACGGGGACCUCGUAGACUCGAGAUCUCAGUCACCCUCUAGGGAACCUGCCACAAGGACACCACUCAGAGAAACUGCCGUACAGACCUUUGCGGGGUCACCAGCAUCGCGUACGGUGUCACCGCCCUCAUCGCCUUCGUACUGUCCUGGUCCGUUCGAAAUGACCCCGCUGAGCUCCUCGCCAUGCACCUCGCCCGGUCGUGAUGCAGGUCUCCAGACGGAUGGGUUUGCCGAUGUCCGUAGAAGUCCACCCGGAGGGCCCUUCCGACACGACGAGUUUACUGGGCAAGUUUCCGGGGCAACUAGAAGUCUCGUGCAUGACAUAAUGAUUCAGGCAAGCACUGGGGCACCGGCUGCCAGUGGUGCCUGGGGUUCCUCGGUACCUCGGCCCACCAGCGCUGCACCUGUGACUGAAGUCUACCCGUGCGGCCAUUUGCCCAAUGUGUUGCAGAUGAGGGACAUCCCUCCAAGCCCACCCCCACUUUCGCCGCCUCCGCAUUCGCCACCUUUGUGCCCCUGUUUGGCAGGCCACGGUUGGGCCCCCGUUGUAGUGGAGCACAAGGUUGGCAUCGGCGGAAAGUUAGCGCAGCUCCUGAUGCUGAGGAAGCAGCAGGGCUUGGCUCCCGAGCAGCAAGGCAUGACUCCUGAGCAGCCUGACGUCGAAGACAAGGGCACCUCUGAGGGGCCUUACGUGGGACCUGACGGUGAGCAGGACUACGGAGACAAAGGCAGUUCGCGGGCAGAACAGUAUUCAGGGGAAGGUGACUACUUGGAAACCGGUGCGGUCCUUGGGGCUGCUGGUCUUGUGGAAGAUGGCUCGGCUGUCCCCGGUGCAGCCAGGAGGUCAUCUAUUGAAACAACUAGCAAUGUGACGAGAUCAACUAAGGUGGCUGCCAUACUACCUGAGGUUACUGUGGCCUGCUUCCUUCUGGCGUUACUUCUGGUACUGGUUGCUUCCGCCGCUCUUCUUUCUUGGACAACGCGUCGACAUGCGCGUAAGUUGAAGGCCAUUGAUCCUUUGAAGUUUGUUUAG